AUGAACAAUCAAAUACAGCAGUCACCAGAAAUAUCUAUAAACGAAAAUAGGUCCGUAAACACGUCUCGCUCAUACGCAUCCAAGCAAGGAGAAUUCAAGACAUGGUGCGAAGGAAGAUUCACUGACGAUGCAAGCUAUCUCGUCAGUGGCGAAAAACUUCUUAUGUUUCUAUCCGAAGCCGUUGUAGACCGUCAGAGUCGUCGUGGUAGAAAGGCAGUCGGAUUGGAUCGUAAAAUCAAGACGUCCACUAUGGAACUCUACGUUGCAGCAAUCACCGAUCUUUACCAAAAACAAGUUCGGCAGGGCAUAAACUCUCAUUCACACCCUCGGAUCCCAGCCAUAAAGCAACUCUUGCGUAAUAUGCGCCGCGAAGACCAACGAAAACGAAGAGAGAAUCUAACCGAAAAAUCCCAUUCACCUACACUAUCAAGCCAGUCUUUUGCUGAUACACCACAGCCAGACCAGAACCAGGUAGUGCAGGAUGACGAGCCUAUUCAGGAGACAAAUGAAAUGUUGAGAAAGGUAGUGCCUGAAUUGAAAGAAGAAAUCAGGUCCCUCAAGAACACCCUGUCGUUGACUAUCAGUAAAAUGGACAGUCUGUUGUCCCACUUCUCGGCCAUAACAUCCGGUGCAGCAACUCUUAAUCUCCAGAUGUCCUGGCCUAACCAGACAGGCUUUAAUUCGACAAACUCAUCAGUCGCUCCUGCACAAGCACAAACCCCUCUAUUCGCAUUCAACCAACAAACCCAAUCUCAUCUCGAACCGCGAGACACACAAAAAACAGUCUCGUUAGGGGCACACAGAAUACAGUCGCGGCACCAAUCGCGACCAGAAUCCGAUCUCGAGUUAGGCUCAGAGUCAGAAGCAGACAUCUACACAUACUGGCCGACCCAAAUACCAUUAUCGGGAUAUCCCGGAGAAGAUCCCCACGUAUACCGAAUGAACCGUGAUAUAUCAACAGUAACAGAUCUCUGGAGAGAAUGGAGCGAAGGCUUAGAAAACGGACCAUCAGUAGCAUGCCUGGAAGACAAAUGCGGAACUUUAUGGCGCAAAACAACUUCAGAAUCAAAAUUCUUUGGAAAACGAAAGAUCAUUAUCGAUAGCAUCAUUGAUUAUUCUGAGGCUCAUGGUAUAUCGGGAUCAAAUGCAGCAGAAAUAGCAGAAGAACGUAGACGUAUUAAAGACAAAUCAUUAGAUUGGCUGUCAAGGAAUAGAGAAAGUAUAUUUUAA
Molecule: messenger RNA, 1230 nt
Organism: Phycomyces blakesleeanus NRRL 1555(-)
Lineage: Eukaryota; Fungi; Mucoromycota; Mucoromycetes; Mucorales; Phycomycetaceae
Exons: 3
Coding region: 1-1230 (409 amino acids)
Biological process (GO): positive regulation of ribosomal protein gene transcription by RNA polymerase II
Molecular function (GO): DNA-binding transcription factor activity, RNA polymerase II-specific; RNA polymerase II cis-regulatory region sequence-specific DNA binding
Source: RefSeq, a predicted model, not a curated record